Molecule: messenger RNA, 1356 nt
Organism: Metarhizium album ARSEF 1941
Lineage: Eukaryota; Fungi; Ascomycota; Sordariomycetes; Hypocreales; Clavicipitaceae
Product: WD40 repeat-like-containing domain protein
Exons: 2
Coding region: 1-1356 (451 amino acids)
Biological process (GO): rRNA processing; positive regulation of transcription by RNA polymerase I
Cellular component (GO): nucleolus
Molecular function (GO): protein binding
Source: RefSeq, a predicted model, not a curated record
AUGGCAGCAGCGCAGGCGGGACCCCUCCCGCAGCUCAAGCUGGCGUCGGGCCCGUCUCCGGCGACGGCGGAGCAGCGAUACUGGCGAGGCUUCAGGAACCAGCUCCUGAUCCCGUCGGCGACGGGGUACCCGGUCACGAGCAUCUCGUGCAGCGGCGAGUGCUUCGUGGUGACGACGGGGACGCGGGUGCAGGUGUACUCGAGCCGGACGCGGAAGCUGCUCAAGACGAUGACGCGGUUCGGCGACGUGGCGAGGAGCGGGGACAUGCGCAGGGACGGCAGGGUGCUCGUGGCGGGCGACGACACGGGCAAGGUGCAGGUGUUCGACGUGGGGUCGCGGGCGAUUCUGAAGACGUGGACGGGGCACGGGCAGCCGGUGUGGAGGACGCGGUUCUCGCCGGCGCGGCCGACGACGGUGCUGAGCGCGAGCGACGACCGGACGGUGCGGCUGUGGGACCUGGCGGGCGCGGGGGGGGACGAGGCGGCGCGGACGUUUGCCGGGCACGGCGACUACGUGCGGUGCGCGGACUUUGUGCCCGGGGCGGCGGCGGACGUGGUGGUGUCGGGGGGCUACGACGGCGCGGUGAAGCUGUGGGACGCGCGGGCGGGGGGCGCCGCGGCCGUCAUGACCUUCAGGCACGCGGCGCCGGUGGAGGAGGUGCUGCCGCUGCCGUCGGGCACGGCGGUCGUCGCGGCCGCGGGGAGCGCCGUCAGCGUCCUGGACCUGGUGGCCGGGAGGGCGCUGCGCGUCCUGGCCAACCACCAGCGGACGGUGACGUCGCUGAGCCUGGCGUCGGGCGGGCGGCGCGUGGUGACGGGCGGCCUCGAGGGCCACGUCAAGGUGUUCGAGACGACGGGGUGGAACGUGGUCAGCGGCGCCAAGUACCAGUCGCCCGUGCUGUCGCUGCGCGUCGUCCCGUCGCGCGACGGCGACCGCCACCUGGCCGGGGAGCGCCCGUGGCACAAGGACCUCCGCCACGCUCGGUACGCUCGCGCGCUGGACCGGGUGCUCGACCGCUCCGCGCCCGGCUACACGCCCCUCGACGUGCUGGCGCUGCUGCUGGCGCUGCGGCACCGCGGCGCCGUCCGGGACGCGCUCGACAACAGGGACGAGCAGGCCGUCGAACCCGUCCUGAGGUGGGUGUGCGGACAUGUCUGCGAUCCCCGCUACGUCGGCGUCUGCGUCGAGGUCGGACUGCACCUGAUCGACAUGUAUGCCGAGCACGUGGGCGCGUCGCCCGAGCUGCACGAGAGUUUUGCCCGGCUUCACAGGCGCGUCAAGAGCGAGGUCCGCAGGGCCCAGGUCGCCUGUCAGACGGGCGGCAUGCUGGAGAGCUUGAUGAUGGGCGCCAUGUAG